Molecule: messenger RNA, 2329 nt
Organism: Oryctolagus cuniculus (rabbit)
Lineage: Eukaryota; Metazoa; Chordata; Mammalia; Lagomorpha; Leporidae
Gene: PWWP2B
Product: PWWP domain containing 2B
Cellular component (GO): nucleus; nucleoplasm
Source: RefSeq, a predicted model, not a curated record
CCGCCCGGCGGGACAGGGUCCGCGCGCCCCCGGCCGCCGGCCGCGAGCUCCGUGACGUCACGGCGGGCGGCGUCACGCGCCGGCCGCGGCGGGGCCGGGACAUGGAGCCGCGGGCCGGCUGCCGGCUGCCCGUGCGCGUGGAGCAGGUCGUCAACGGCGCGCUACUCGUCACCGUGAGCUGCGGCGAGCGCAGCUUCGCCGGGGUCCUGCUGGACUGCACGAAAAAGUCUGGCCUCUUCGGGCUGCCCCCAUGGGCUCCGCCACCUCCCACCGACGAGCCCCCUGCCAGCCGCUGCCAUGACCAGGCCCCCGAGGAGGGGCACAGCCAGGCGGCGACGCCGGGGGCGGGCUCCCCACCUCCUCCCAAGAGCGCUGGCCCUGAGCCGCCUCCGCCCCUCGUGCCGCCGCUGCCCGCCGGGAGCCUGCCCCCAUACCCGCCGUACUUCGAGGGGGCCCCCUUCCCCCACCCGCUGUGGCUGCGCAGCUCCUACCAGCAGUGGGUGCCGCAGCCGCCUCCCCGCAGCAUCAAGAGGACUCGACGGCGGCUCUCACGCAACCGAGACCCUGGGCGGCUCAUCCUCAGCACAAUCCGGCUGCGGCCGCGCCAAGUCCUCUGUGAGAAGUGCAAGAGCACCUUGAGCCCCGAGCAGGCCAGCCCCGGCCCUCCAGCACCCCCCAGAGCCCGCCGGAGGCUGGGCAGCGGCCCCGACCAGGAGCAGCGCAGGCCUGAGGGGCCAGGGGACAGUGAGCCCAGCGCCCCGGCCACUCCACGGAGGAGCAAGCGGGAGCGGCUGGAGGAGGCCAGGCCCCCGGGGGGGCAGGUGCCACGCAGCCCCGUCAUCAGGAUCUCCUACAGCACACCCCAGGGCAAGGGCGAAGUGGUCAAGAUCCCCUCCCGGGUGCACGGCUCCCUGGAGCCCUUCUGCCCGCCGUGGGUCUCGCAGGACAGCAGCCCCGACACCGAGCUCCCCCGGGACGCCGAGCCCAGUGCUGGCGAGGACAAGCUGCCCAAACUGAAGCUGACGCGGCCAGGGCCACCCGGCCCGGACCUGCCACCCCCCAAGAUCCGCCUGCGGCCCCGCCGGGGAGCUGGCGAGUGUGGGCCCCUGUACCGGGCGGAGCUGGUGGGGGCGCUGGACAGCCAGCAGCGAGGCCCCCGUGCCGGCUCGCCCACUCUCUCUGCAGAUGGCUCUGCCCACGGGCUGGGGGGCCUGUCUUCGGGAAGCUCGGGCGAGGACGAAGACUGCCAGGGCUGCCCCCGGGGCCAGCAGGGCCGAGGGGGCCUGGCCUUCCUGGUCAGCUGCCCUCCGGGCACCGUGGACUGCGCCAGCGAGUCCGUCUGCAGCAGCGACAGCCUGGACGAGUCCAAGUCGUCCAGCUCAGAGGUGACUUCAGCAGAUACGGGAGACCUGUCGUCGGGCGACGGGGCCCCCCUGCCUUCCUCUUCCAGAGCUGCGGGCCAGACGGUGCCGCCGCUGACGGUCAGGCUGCACACGCAGAGCGUGUCCAAGUGCGUCACUGAGGACGGGAGGACGGUGGCUGUGGGGGACAUCGUGUGGGGCAAGAUCCAUGGUUUUCCCUGGUGGCCGGCGCGCGUGCUCGACCUCAGCCUGGGCCGGAAGGAGGAUGGGGAGCCCUUCUGGCGAGAAGCCAAAGUCUCAUGGUUCGGCUCCCCGACGACGUCAUUCCUGUCCAUCUCCAAGCUGGCCCCCUUCUCGGAGUUUUUCAAACUGCGCUUUAACCGGAAGAAGAAGGGGAUGUAUCGGAAAGCCAUCACCGAGGCCGCGAACGCCGCACAGCAUGUGGCCCCCGAGAUCCGGGAGCUCCUGACGCAGUUUGAGACGUAACUCGGCGCCAGGUCACCGACGAUGAGAGGUGCCGCUGUUCUCCCGGAGCCCUGUGCGAGGACCCCAAACCCUCCUGGCCUGGCGUGAGGCCCGAGGAUGGGUGUGGCCCAGGUGGGGCCACGCCCAGGGCAUGCACACGGCUGUCCUCUGACUCGGGCUGUUGCUGUCCUGCUUGGGGAAGCUGCUCCGCGGGCCCAGCUCGUCCAGCACGGAGCGUCCCCCGGGCACAGCCGGCACAGCUGCUCAGCUCAGGCCGCCCCACAGGCUGCAGAAAACCCAGCUGUGCCUGUGGGGCCCUCCCCGCUACCCGCCACACCCAUCUCCGAGCACGGCCCCCGGUCCCCGCCUUCAAGGCCACCCUGUCCCCGAGACGCUGCUACAGGUGACCAGUACGUGCAGGGGGUGACGCGGGCUUUCUGACAGCACCACCUUCCCCCUUCAUCACUUGAAAGACCAAAAAGAAAAGAGAAAAAGGAAAUUAA